Guyanagaster necrorhizus is the source of this 1204-nucleotide messenger RNA. RefSeq names its product mitochondrial carrier. Gene Ontology annotation, cellular component: mitochondrial inner membrane. The record is from RefSeq and is a predicted model, not a curated record. Gene Ontology annotation, biological process: mitochondrial phosphate ion transmembrane transport. The coding region runs from base 40 to 978 and encodes 312 amino acids. Gene Ontology annotation, molecular function: phosphate transmembrane transporter activity. The transcript has 7 exons. NCBI's taxonomy places the organism in Eukaryota, Fungi, Basidiomycota, Agaricomycetes, Agaricales, Physalacriaceae.
GGUAUAUACGACACCUCUAUUUCUUAUCUUCCACUCAUAAUGGCAUUUGUCAAGUCCACUGGACUACCCCAGUUUUCGUCGAAGGAUUACAGUUCCUUCUUUCUUGCGGGUGCUUUGUGUUGCACGAUAAGUCAUGGUGCAAUGACCCCUAUCGACGUCGUGAAGACUCGUAUACAGAUCGACCCGUCCUACAAGGGUUUGGGAUUUGUGUCUGGAACACGCUAUGCCAUUGCGAAUGAAGGAGUAUCAACCCUUCUCACUGGAUUCGGUCCAACAGCUUUCGGUUAUUUCGCCCAGGGCGGGGUGAAGUUUGCUGGAUACGAAUUCUGGAAACUCACCCUCGUCAAGUUUUCCGGAGAUCAAGAGACGGCGAUAAAAUAUCGUACUGCAAUUUAUUUGGGUGCAGCGAGUAUCGCCGAAUUCUUUGCUGACAUCCUUUUGACACCCCUGGAAGCAACUCGAAUUCGUAUGGUAUCGGAACGAGGGUACGCCACUGGUAUUGUCAGCGGGUUUACACGUUUGUCUCGGGAAGCCGGUGUGUCUCAGCUUUAUGCUGGUUUCCUUCCCAUCCUCUGCAAACAAAUCCCAUACGCUAUCGGUCAAUUCACUGUGAACGAAUUUUGUCACGAGCUAGCGUACCGGAGCAUGUCUGAAGAGACGAAACGUUCCUUGUCUGACACCCAUAAAUUCGGACUUUCUCUUAGCAGCGGCAUUACCGCUGGCUUUGCUGCCGCUAUUCUUAGCCAUCCAGCCGAUACUCUUCUAAGCCAGAUCAAUAAAGGACACGGUCCGACAGGUUCCAUGACGCAUCGUUUGGCAGUCCUGGCUCGAGAAGCUGGGUUUAAAGGCCUGUUUGCGGGUUUAGGACCCAGAAUGAUUAUGACUGCUGGACUUGUUUCUUCACAGUUCCUCAUGUACGGAGGAAUCAAGAAUGCUUUGGGAGCCCCCGCUGGGGUAGAAAUCCACAAGGCAGCAUAAAUUUCCAUUUUCUCUCGCUAUCAGUUAGAUCCUAUAUUCCAGUACGAGUACAGUUCCGUAUAGUGUAUGUUAUUAAUUACUAUUCUUCGUCCGUCGGUCUCCCGAGUAUUUCUGCCAAUCGCCUUUUGAUGCUGCCGUCUUCAUUCUCGAGGUCCCAAGUAAGAAAUCUGCGGCAAACGGCCUCAGCAUCUUUCAGAUCUUUACGUUCUUCCUCUGUCAUUUCUUC